AUCCUCGCAGGGGGCAGCUGCUCGUGUCUUCAGCCCGCUGGGAGGCCAACCGAUCCGCCUCUCGACCUGGACGACACUUCUACAGCUUCUUAACACACAAAAGAAAGCGCAGCGAUGUUCACUUGUCCUUCUUUCAUGCUUUGAGCCGAUCAACAACCCCCAAAACGGCGACGUGACUUGUUGGGGAUUCUGGGGGGAAUGCUUGUCCACACCGUCUGGAAAGAGCAGAGAGUGACAGUCAAUUCAGCCCGUUCCCAUCUGGAGACAUGCACUGGACGGUGGCUGACUACAAAGCUCUGCUGCUGCUGAUUGUUCUACUGUGGGAUGAAACCGGAGCCUUGGGACUGAAAGCCACAGUAUGGCCGCUGUAUUCCCAGAAGCCCCUGCUGCUGGCGUGGAACGUCCCGACAGAGGACUGCUCCCCACGGCAUCGCGUCUCUCUUCAGUUGGACCAGUUCCAGAUUGUGGCCUCCCCCAAUGAGGGUUUCGUGAGGCAGAACCUCACCAUCUUUUAUAAUGACCGCCUGGGCCUGUACCCCCAUUAUGAGCCGGACGGAACGCCUGUCAACGGGGGUCUGCCGCAGAUUGCCAGUCUGUCACAGCACUUGGAAAAGAUGCCAGAAGGGGUGAAAAAGUACAUACGUGAGCCCAAUGCCAAAGGCCUAGCAGUCAUUGACUGGGAAGAAUGGCGCCCCCUUUGGAUACGUAACUGGGAGGCUAAGGACAUUUACCGCCGACAUUCGCGUGAGCUGGUGCGCCAGAAGAACCCUACCUGGCCGCCCGAACGGGUGUCCAAAGUGGCCGUCCAGGAGUUUGAGAUGUCUGCCAAGAAGUUUAUGCUGGAGACACUGAAGCUUGCCAAGCACCUGAGGCCCAACCAGCUUUGGGGUUUCUACCUGUUCCCGGACUGCUACAACCACAACUAUAGGUUGACCCUGGAAAGCUACACUGGUCGCUGUCCUGACGUGGAGGUGGCGCGCAACGAGCUGCUCAACUGGCUGUGGACCGAGAGUACGGCUCUCUUCCCGUCCAUCUAUAUGGGCAGGGUUCUGCGCUCGUCUGCUUCCGGACGCCAAUUCGUGAGAAACCGUGUGAAGGAGGGCAUGCGUUUGGCAUCAUCUGGUGAUGGGCUAGCGCGUCCCGUCUUUGUGUACACUCGACCCACGUAUAUGAACUCUCUGGAGCAGUUGACAGAGAUGGACUUGGUGUCCACCAUCGGUGAGAGCGUGGCUUUGGGAGCAGCUGGCAUCAUCCUGUGGGGAGACGCAGCCUACGCCAGCAACAAAACCACCUGCUCAGAGCUGGAUGCUUAUCUCCGCGGUCCACUGGGCAAAUACCUCCUCAAUGUCUCCACGGCAGCUGAGGUAUGCAGCCAGGCUCUGUGCUCUUCCCACGGCCGCUGCUCACGCCGGGACCCCGAUGCCGACGUUUACUUGCACCUGAAUCCUGCCACGCACAGCCUGCGGGUCGGAACGGGCGGCAAGCUGGAGGUGGUCCGUGAGCCGGGCCGGGAGGACCUGGUGGACUUCGGCUCCAUGUUCCGAUGCCAGUGCUAUAGCAGCUUUGAGGGGGAGCGAUGCGAGAAGAUGGACCCUGUGUAUCAGAAAGGAGCGGCGUGUCUAACCUCGGCGUCGGCUCUGCAGUGUGCUAUCCUUCUGCUUUUCUAUGUUUGGGUGCAACAUAUACUGUAGACCAGGGGUUCUCCAAUUUUUGGGUUCCCAGGACCCCUUACGAUAGGAAAAUUUACCGUACAUUUCCAUGGGAAGUUAAGAUGGGAAACUUGGGAAAUAUUCCAUCCAAUCUAUGCAAUUAAUAGAGUUGAUUGGUAAUUUGGGGUAUUUUCAUGGAAAAGUAUCUGAUUCAAGCUUAAAGAUGGUGGAUUUGAUUAGUCUACACACGCUUGAAAAAAAUACAUAUAUCAAGAUUAUUUCAAAACUUUGUCCAUAAUUAAUGUAUAUUUGUACAACUCCAAUGAUUAAAAAAUAUAUUUUAAGAAGUGGAAAUUAAAAUAAACAACUGCGAUCAUGGUCUUGCACAAGUGUGCACACCCGCUGAUAGAUCGGGAUGUGGCUGUGUUAAGAACUAAUCGAUCUCUUGGGAGUCGGCAUACACCUGCCGCUACUAAGAGUGCUGCUUAUAACUCUAAAGAAGUUCAGUUUGGAGAAAAAAAAGGCUUUAUUCCUGUAAUAAUACACAUUUUGCUCUAAGAGAAAAUUCUAAUAUUACAGUGAUUAAGUCAAAAGUUUCACAGGUUGCCGGGCAUCACCGAGAAGAAAAUGAAAUUGGAAACACUUAAUUCCAGGGGGACCGCACUUUAGCCAGUUACAAUUCCACUGCCAUUCUGCGGAAUUUGAACCGAGCAGUACAUGGAAAAAAACAUUGGUGGCUACAACAUGCGAACAUAAUGGGAACUAAAUAAUCAGAGGAAGUCUGUUUUCAAUAUCAAAUUAAGGAAAACAGCCAUCCAGUCAGAGCAAGCUUAUUUACAUCUUAAAUAUUUAGGAGAAAACUGACUGUCUUACAUGCCAGGUUUUUAAGACCAAUUAAUAUGGCUUUGUGGCCAUUUCCAACCCAAGUUAUCUUGCUCUUGUAAUAAUGGGCCUGUUGUUCUUCCUAUUAUAACAUUAAAGUCAAAUCUUUUAUUGAAGGAACAAAGUCAGAUUUUAACAAGUCAUUUAAAAAACUACCACUUUAUUCUUGUAAUAUUGUGCCUUUUGUCUUGGAAAAGAAGCCUACAAUAGUUGUACAGGGAUGUCGGAUUCAUAUGAUGAAUCACAAUCGAAUCAAAGCUUUUAGUCGCUGAAAAAAGGAGUCAUUUGUAGAUUAUGUGCUUUGUAAAUGAUAGGUCAUAAUUUAUUGCAAAGCAUAUAGAGGACCCCCUUACUAUGGCUCGUGGACCCCAGUUUGAGAACUACUGCUGUAUUCACACACACAUGCGUGCACACACACACACUUUUCUGGUGCCUUUCAUAUACUGUACAACAUGGAUGGCAAAAAGUGAAUUUUUAUCUUGAGAUCACUGUUACAAGAGAAGGAAGAGGGGGGAAAAUGUUAUUUUUUCAGCGAGCGAGAGCGGCCAAUUUCCUGGCCCUCGCCGUUUCUCCCAAAGGUGUCAGAUUCCAAGUUUCCCACAGUGGAUGAGAUGAGUUGAGAUGUUUGCUGAGGGAAAGGUGAGCAGUCAGUGGCUGAGCUGAUUUUAAUGAAGGCCAUUGCAGUAUUUAUUUGAAUGUACCUUAGCUGUUUUCACAUGUGUGACAUUUCUGUGCCUUAAACGCCACGACGACUACUAAUUUACUACUUCAGAGUUAAAUUGUAAAAGCAGAUUGUUUAAAAAAAACAUUCAAUUGAAGCACAACUGUUGUAAAGAGCAAAUGCAUUUCUGAACAAUAGAUUCACUGACAGAA
Molecule: messenger RNA, 3404 nt
Organism: Hippocampus zosterae (dwarf seahorse)
Lineage: Eukaryota; Metazoa; Chordata; Actinopteri; Syngnathiformes; Syngnathidae
Gene: hyal2a
Product: hyaluronidase 2a
Exons: 4
Coding region: 267-1691 (474 amino acids)
Biological process (GO): carbohydrate metabolic process; hyaluronan catabolic process
Molecular function (GO): hyalurononglucosaminidase activity; hyaluronoglucuronidase activity
Source: RefSeq, a predicted model, not a curated record